AUGCCCGGACAUUUCGGUCAGAAAAUUCUCAAAACAUUCGGCUUGGACGAGCAGCAACACCAGCAUCCUCCUCAAUCGGCCCCUCACCCUCAACAUCAGGAGUAUCGUUUGUCUGGCAAUCGAGUCAUCAACAACGAUGAGCGCAUUAUAUCCCCUCAUCCGCGUGGGACGUAUCCCCGUCUUGCCCGUCUGAGUGACGGGUCGAUCUUGGGAUCCUUUACUCGUUUCGAAGGCAAGCGGCGGAUUCUCUGCGUUUCGAAGAGCGUUGAUGGCGGUCGGACAUUUCAGGAUAUCGGGGAAGUCACGCAGGGUGAAGGAGACGUUGACAAUAUGUUCCUAUUGGAAGUGGCACCCUCAACCGUGUUGGCAGCGUUUCGGAAUCACGACCGGGGGCCAGACGGCCCAACGCACUUCCGCAUCACAGUUUGUCGUUCCACAGACGGCGGUCGACACUGGCAAUUUGUAUCGCAGGCCGCCGAAAAGCGCGCUCCCCUAGGAAUUUGGGAGCCUUUCAUGCGUAUGGGUCAACAAGGCGAGGUGCAGUUGACCUACUCGCAGGAAUUUGCGCAUAACAACCAGUGCACCAUGCUAGUGCGGUCAUUCGAUCAGGGAACGACGUGGUCUCCACCUCAAUGCCUUCAUGGCGAACAAGAUAUGUUCCGUGAUGGCAUGAAUGGGAUUGCCCCAACCUUUGACAACGGAAGGGAAGCCUUGGUUAUGGUAUUCGAGACGACCACCACUCGCACGUUUUGUCUGGAAGCUCUCAUUUCCUACGACGACGGGUACACCUGGGGCUAUCGGCAUCGAGUGUACGAGCCUCCUCGUGGACAUAAUGCGGGAUCUCCCCAAAUUGCCUCGUUUGCCGAUGGAUCCUUGGCGGUGAUCUUUAUGACCGACGAGGACUCAGCCCAAGUUCAGUGGACCAAGCACGCUGCCAUUAAGGUGGUCUUUGCGGGACCCCCACAAAACGGCCAGAUCACCUGGACUCGUCCGACUGUCAUCUGCCCGCAUGCCAGUCACUGGCCGGGGAUUAUGGCUCUGGAUCAUCAUAACCUGCUGGCUACUUAUGAGUGUGGCGGUGCUCCUCGUGCUAAAAGCAUUACACUGCACAGGUGA
Molecule: messenger RNA, 1116 nt
Organism: Aspergillus affinis
Lineage: Eukaryota; Fungi; Ascomycota; Eurotiomycetes; Eurotiales; Aspergillaceae
Product: sialidase family protein
Exons: 1
Coding region: 1-1116 (371 amino acids)
Source: RefSeq, a predicted model, not a curated record